CGCACUCACCCACCUCACUCGGCAAUCUUCACAACAUGAACUGGUUGUCCAUACAAGCUAAUCAACUUACGGGUUCUAUACCACUGUCAGUUUUCAACAUUUCUAGAAUUGAAAAUAUAGCAUUUACCAUGAAUAGCUUAUCAGGAAAUCUUUCCAAUGGUUUAUGUAAUGGUCUCCCAUUCCUGAAAGGGCUUUAUCUAUCUGGAAACAAGCUUCAUGGUCAUAUGCCUACAAGCUUGUCAAAUUGUUCACCACUUCAAGUAUUGUCUUUAUCAAAAAAUGAGUUUGAUGGACCAAUACAUAGUGAAAUUGGAAGAUUGAGUAACUUGCAGUUAUUGUGUCUUGGACAUAACCAUUUCACAGGUGAAAUACCCAAAGACAUAAGCAAUCUCAUUGAGUUGGAGCAACUUAAUCUUCAGAAUAAUAGUUUUAGUGGUUCACUUGAUAUGGAGAUCUUCAACAUAUCCGGGCUGAGAGAGAUUUCUCUUUCAUGGAACAAUCUAUCAGGAUCCUCCCACCAAACAUGUGUUCUAGCUUACCCAACAUUGAAGAGCUUUAUCUGACCUUUACCAAUCUUGUUGGGACUAUUCCUCAUUCCAUCUCCAAUUGUUCAAAUCUUACUCAUCUAGAGCUUUCAGGCAACAAACUCACUGGCUUGAUUCCCAACUCACUUGGAUAUUUGACUCAUCUACAAAUUCUAAACUUGGAGGAAAACAAUUUAACAAGCGACUCAUUGUUAAGAUUCCUGGCGUCCUUAACCAAUUGCAGAAAUUUGACAUUUCUUGAUAUAUCUUUCAACCCUCUAGUUGGAGUGCUUCCAGCCUCCAUGGGGAACCUUUCCACAUCUCUUAUAAUCUUUCAAGCCAGCAGUAGCAAAAUAAAAGGGAGAAUUCCAAAUGAAGUUGGGUACUUAAGCAGCUUAAUAGACCUUGAUCUUUCUGCAAACAACUUAGCAGGAUCGAUUCCUACCUCAAUCGGCAACUUGAUAAACCUGCAGGGAUUGUUCUUGAGUAAGAACAAACUUACAGGAUCUAUCAGUGAUAAUCCAUGUAAAUUGCAGCGCUUGGAUGUCAUCGACUUGACUCAAAAUCAACUUUCAGGUUCUCUUCCUAAUUGUUUAGGAAAAGUUACUUCCCUUAGAGAGAUACAUAUGGGUUCAAAUAUAUUGAGUUCCAAUACACUACCAAACUUAGGGAACCUUAAAGAUUUAGUGGUUCUUGACUUAUCGUCAAACAACUUCGUUGGUUCUUUACCUUCAGAAAUUGGAAAUCUAAAGGUUGUGACACUGAUAGAUCUGUCAAUGAAAC
Molecule: messenger RNA, 1307 nt
Organism: Capsicum annuum
Lineage: Eukaryota; Viridiplantae; Streptophyta; Magnoliopsida; Solanales; Solanaceae
Product: probable leucine-rich repeat receptor-like protein kinase At5g63930
Exons: 2
Coding region: 36-563 (175 amino acids)
Molecular function (GO): protein binding
Source: RefSeq, a predicted model, not a curated record